Musca vetustissima is the source of this 807-nucleotide messenger RNA. Its product is annotated as lectin subunit alpha-like. The transcript is spliced from 5 exons. NCBI's taxonomy places the organism in Eukaryota, Metazoa, Arthropoda, Insecta, Diptera, Muscidae. The record is from RefSeq and is a predicted model, not a curated record. Bases 1 to 807 code for a protein of 268 amino acids. Gene Ontology annotation, molecular function: signaling receptor activity.
AUGCAAGUCGUUACUGUUCUUACGUUCUGUGUAGUAGCAGUAUUUUUGCAAACAGCUCAGGCUGUUCCAACGUUGCAACGUGGAUUUCAGGGUGGUGAAUUUUAUCUUGAAGUUGAUCAAAAGUAUAAUUGGUUUGAAGCAUCACACGAAUGUGCUCGAAAAGGUUUGAGACUCGUUGAAGUCCGUGACGCCGCCAAGAACAAAGAAUUAUUGACUGCACUGGAAUCUUACAUUGGCAAUCCCAAGGACUUUUGGAUAGGAGCUAACGAUGAAUACAAUACAGCCAAGGAUCUAAAUCGUCCAUUCUACUGGUCAUCUGGUCAGCGUGUAACAUUCACUAACUGGGCAAAAGGCGAACCGAACAAUGCUGGUAGUAAUGAACACUGCGUACAUCAUCAUUUCCGUAGCAGAGAAGAAGGAGGAUAUGCAGUGGAUGUACGAGGCAGUACAUUGCAAACCUUCAGAAUGCCGAGUCAAAAGGAGACUGCGGCCAGGAAAAUGGCGGUGACGACGAGACAUUUAGCCAGUGAAGCUUCAAUUCUGAGCAUAGCGUCUGCAGAUGAAGGUAAUCCCAAGAACUUUUGGAUAGGUGCUAACGAUGAAUACAACACAGACAAAGAUCUAAAUCGUCCAUUCUACUGGUCAUCUGGUCAGCGUGUAAUAUUCAGUAAUUGGGCAAAAGGCGACCCGAACAAUGCUGGUAGUAACGAACACUGUGUACAUUUAUGGACUUUACAACGCGGUUUCCAAUGGAAUGAUAGGGCCUGUACCACUAAAUACGGAUUUAUUUGUGAGAAGCCAGUAUAA